This is a messenger RNA of Myotis lucifugus (little brown bat), 3697 nucleotides long. RefSeq names its product UTP6, small subunit processome component (gene UTP6). NCBI's taxonomy places the organism in Eukaryota, Metazoa, Chordata, Mammalia, Chiroptera, Vespertilionidae. Bases 84 to 1880 code for a protein of 598 amino acids. The transcript is spliced from 19 exons. The record is from RefSeq and is a predicted model, not a curated record. Gene Ontology annotation, cellular component: small-subunit processome; Pwp2p-containing subcomplex of 90S preribosome. Gene Ontology annotation, biological process: maturation of SSU-rRNA from tricistronic rRNA transcript (SSU-rRNA, 5.8S rRNA, LSU-rRNA). Gene Ontology annotation, molecular function: protein binding; snoRNA binding.
GCCGGGUCUCGGGAAUAGGUGGUCCCUUCCCGCGCGUGUCGGAAGUUGAGAAGCGCUUGGUGGAGUUCUAGAGUUCGGACCUCAUGGCGGAGAUCAUCCAGGAACGCAUAGAGGACCGGCUCCCGGAGUUGGAGCAGCUGGAGCGCAUCGGACUGUUCAGUCAUGCGGAGAUAAAGGCUAUCAUUAAGAAGGCUUCAGAUCUAGAAUACAAAAUACAGCGAAGAGCUCUUUGUAAGGAAGACUUUAUCAAUUAUGUUCAAUAUGAAAUUAAUUUUCUGGAGCUGAUCCAGAGAAGAAGAGCUCGCAUCGGGUAUUCAUUUAAGAAGGAUGAGAUUGAGAAUUCUAUUGUACACCGGGUACAAGGCAUAUUCCGACGAGCUUCAGCAAAGUGGAAAGAUGAUGUUCAACUUUGGCUAUCCUAUGUAGUCUUCUGUAAGAAAUGGGCUACCAAAGCUCAACUUAGCAAGGUAUUCUCUGCCAUGUUGGCCAUUCAUUCAAACAAGCCAGCUUUGUGGAUUAUGGCGGCCAAAUGGGAAAUGGAAGAUCGCUUGUCUUCAGAAAGUGCAAGACAACUCUUUCUUCGAGCUCUGCGCUUUCAUCCCCAGUCCGCAAAACUUUAUCAAGAAUACUUCAGGAUGGAGCUGAUGCAUGCUGAGAAAUUGGGGAAGGAAAAGGAAGAAUUUGAAAAAGCCAAAAUGGAUGUGGGAAAUCUUGAUUAUCCUGAAGAAAUCCUUACGGGUGAGUUGGCACGGAUCAUCUACAAAAAUUCCAUAAACAUAAUUAAAGGUGCAGAAUUUCAUGUGUCACUGCUUUCAAUUGCACAGCUAUUCGAUUUUGCUAAAAAUCUGCAAAAAGAAAUUUAUGACGACCUUCAGGCUCUGCACACAGACGACCCUCUCACUUGGGAUUAUGUGGCACGGCGAGAAUUAGAGAUCCAGCCACAGCCAGGAGAAGAGCAGCCUGCGACAAAGCAAGCCCGAGCACUGGAGAUGGGCCGGAGGGAGGAGCGCUGCUGCGCUGUGUACGAAGAGGCAGUCCAGACUCUCCCUACAGAGGCCAUGUGGAAGUGUUACAUCAGCUUUUGCUUGGAAAGAUUUGCUAAGAAGACAAGUAAUCAGUCCCUCAGAGGGCAGAGGCUGGAAAGGACCAUGACUGCAUUCAAGAAGGCACAUGAACUCAGACUUCUACCAGAAUUCCUGUACAAGCAGUGGAUUGAGUUGUUGCGGCAGCAUGACUUACUUAAGGAAGCUCUGCAGGUGGCAGUGGCCGGGAUUGAAUUGUUUAAAGACUCUGUGAUGAUGUGGCAGAUGAAGCUGCAGGUGCUGAUUGAUUCCAAGAGCCCUGACAUAGCCAGUGUUUUUAAAGAAGCCUUUGCGUCCCUGAAACCCCAGGUUUGUCUGCCAUUGUGGAUUUCUUGGGCAGAGUGGAGUGAAGGUGCCAAAAGCCAAGAAGACACUGAAGCCAUCUAUAAGAAAGCUAUUUUAGCUGUCACGGGUGCUGACUCAGUCACUUUGAAGGAAAAGUACCUGGAUUGGGCUUAUCGAAGCGGUGGCUACAAAAAGGCCAGAGCUGUGUUUAAAAGUUUACAGGAAAGCCGUCCAUUUUCAGUUGCUUUUUUCAGGAAAGUAAUCCAAUUUGAAAAAGAGCAAGAAUCCUGCAAAAUGGCGAACUUGAGAGAAUAUUAUGAGAGGGCUUUGAGAGAGUUUGGAUCUGUAGAUUCUGAUCUUUGGAUGGAUUACAUCAAAGAAGAAUUGAACCACCCCCUUGGUAGACCUGAGAACUGCGGACAGAUCUAUUGGCGAGCCAUGAAAAUGUUGCAGGGAGAGUCAGCAGAGGCGUUUGUAGCUAAACAUGCUAUGCAUCAAGCUGGCCAUUUGUGAAAAGAGGAAGACCACAGCCAACCUUGUAAAAUAGUAUCGUGAGCCCUCUGGCAGGUUUUGUUAUGAAUUCGUCUGCAAUUUACAGACAAGAUUUUGAGAUAUGUUAUAAUUUUGUGUUAAUCUUUAAUUCCAGGAAAGAGAACUGCUGUUUCGUGGCCAGAGGCUACUUGUUGAGGCUGGAUCUACUGUAGGUUCUAAAUGUUUUCCAAAAUAUGUGGAAAUCACACAACUGAUUAGAGUAUCUCUAAUCUCAACCUAGGGGCGGGUUGAAAUUUGGGGAAAGUACAGUUCUGUUUGUUUAUUCUCUCCUUAUUAUAAAAGUAUACAUGGUAUGCAUCCUUGUAGAAAAUAUGGUGAGAAUAGAAUAAUGGAAAUAAAAUAAAAUAAAAGUAUCCUGUCAUAUCAUCUGGAGUUAAACUUAGUAAUUUGAUUUCCUUGAUCAGAAUUGGAUUUAUUCUCUUAGAUCACUCAUUCAGUCAUUCAUAAGCAGGAAAGAAGGGAAGCUCUUUGGGAUGGAGGUAGGGGUUGGAGGAACAGAGCUGGAUGUCCUGAGAGCUGGCUGAAGUAGCAGAGAAGGAUGCUGGGUAUUGGGGAAAAGUCCUUUAAGAAGAUUAAGACAUUAUAAAAGUGUCUUCUAUCACUGGGACUGACCUGCAGAGAAAUGUUUACUGUGGGGAAUGCCUGGCAACCAAAGGGCAGGGAUAGGGAGUAGAUUAGAGCUGCAGAGAAGGGCUUCAGAGGCGAUGAUGGAGGAUGGCUUGGAGCAGAGAAGGGCAUUCUGGGAGCAGGGGAGGCAGUUGGUAUUUUAUAUUUUUAACAUUAAAAUGUUACUGGGAGAAGCAUUCAGUACAGUUUACUUAUGUUUCACUUAAUGGUUUUUAAUAUAGCCUUAAAAACAUUUAAUUUAUAGCAUUCCUUUGAAUAGAUGAGCCAUGACUUGCUUUAUUAAUCUCAUUUGUAAUUUUUUUAUUAUAAAUGCUGUUGAUGAAGAUUCUUAUAAAUCUUUUUAUAUCCCUGGUUAUUUGUUUAGUAGGUUGACAUCUGACAGAAUUAUUAAAGGAUAUAACUUUUUAAGGAAUAUUAAUGUCAAUUUGCAAUGUAUGAAAAUACUUUCAAACAUUGUAUGAAAAUAUCAGUACUUUUGGGUGCAGUGGAUAUUUUAUAUUUUUAUCAUUUUAAUAGGUGAAAAAUGACAUGUGCAUUUCUUUGACAUUAAUGAAAUUAAUGUGUUUUUCCUGGUUCUCAUCUUCUCAUGUUCUUGGACAGUUUUUUGAACUUUUUUCUUACAAAUUUGUAAGAGUUUUUUUAUAUAUUAAGAACAUUAACCUUUAGUUUGUCUCUCCUUUAUUGCAAAUAAUUUGCCCCAGCUGUUUUUUUUAGUGUGUGUGUGUGUGUGUGUGUGUGUGUGUGUGUAUGUGUGUGUGGUGUGUUUUUUUUGACAUCCAGAGGUGUGUUUUAAAGUGUGUGAUUUCUGUUGUUAACUUUUUUGUUUUGUUAAUCCUCAUGAGAGGAUAUUUUUCCAUUGAUUUUUAGAGAGAGUGGAAGGGAGAGGGAGAGACAGAGAGAAAAUUGAUGUGAGAGAAACACAAUGAUUGGUUGCCUCCUGCACAAGCCCAGACCAGGGCUGGGGAUCGAGCCUGCAACCGAGGUAUGUGCCCUUGACUGGAGUAGAAUCCAGGACCUUUCAGUCUGUGGGCCGGCGCUCUGUUCACUGAGCCAAACUGGCUAGGGUGAUAACCCUUUUUAUUUGUGGCCAUUUUUCUCUCUGUUGAUGUGUGGUAAUACCUUUAUUAUGUAUUAAAUUCCUAUGAAUAAUA